This is a messenger RNA of Ixodes scapularis (black-legged tick), 1178 nucleotides long. RefSeq names its product acidic fibroblast growth factor intracellular-binding protein (gene Fibp). Lineage: Eukaryota; Metazoa; Arthropoda; Arachnida; Ixodida; Ixodidae. The record is from RefSeq and is a predicted model, not a curated record. The transcript has 9 exons. Gene Ontology annotation, cellular component: nucleus. Bases 55 to 1140 code for a protein of 361 amino acids.
AGUUGUUGACAUUUCAAUGGCCGCCGUUAGGACAAGUUGCCGCAAGCUGUCCUAAUGCUCGCUGAAGUGGACGUUUUCGUGGGAAACAACACACUCAUCGAUCCAGACGUGUUUCAACUAUGGCUCGAAGGAUAUUCAGCUCAAGAUGCCGCUGUGACUCUCCACCACAACGAAGUCAUGAAGGAAAGCGACAUUCCGCUGGAACUGCUCAAGAGCGAUGUUCUAGACCACUACAGGACGUUACAGAUGCUCGAGCGACUGCUGCACAGUCCUGUUCACCUUGCAGAGCAGUGGACCUUUCAACUGACGCCGCAGACCCAGCGAAUGUUGAUUGCCAAGUACUACGACUUUGACCAUUCUGUCAUACGAGAAUUCCUGGGCAAGAAACUGUCAUCGAGGAAUCGAAAGGACCUGGACGAAGUCAGUGAGAAGACUGGAGUUGACAUCAAGAGCUGCAGACGGCAGUUCGACAACAUCAAGAGGGUCUACAAAGUCAUCGAAGAAAUGCCUGGCCCGCUGACCAAGAACAUUCAGACACAUUUCUUGCUCCCUGAGCAGCUGGCGAGGAAGUACGCAGCCGUCGUGUACAUCACCCACAAUCGGUUCGAGACUGGCAAGAAGAAACUCAACUACCUUACCCUCGACAACUUCAUCUUCUGCGUCGACCAGAUGAUCAACAACUGGAGCUGCCGAAAUCCAAAUUGCAAGUAUGAAGAGUCUGGCAUGGAGAUGGAUCGAGAGUUCCUGCAGCAGCUGCGGGAGAUGAAAGCCCUCCUUGAUCGCGAGCACUUGGACAGGCUCAAGGAUGCUGUCACCUUUUCGCUCUGGGGCCGGGUCUCCAAGCACACCCUGCAAGACUUGGAAUCCAACUUCAAGUCUCUCACACGAACGCUCGUCAACAUUGCUUAUGGCCUCAACCACAGCAAAGACCUGAGGGACUUCUUCAUAGACAUUGUUGAGAAGAUCAUUGAGCCAUGCCGGUCGGCACACUGGACUCGCGAAGAACUACAGGUGGUGAUGGAGGCAUUCUCGAAAAGCCCUCAGAGUGCCACUUUUCCCCAUGAACUGCACCUCUACGAAGUCUGGGUGCGCUACUCGGAAACGUUUGCCAAAUGCGUCUGCCAGAUGUACUCCCCCUGAGCGACAACCACCAUAAAGUUAUGCUUUUUCCGCUACCA